AUGGCACGUCAUCCAGAAUUUACUCAACUUGAGGCUUCAAGACCAUCUUUUGAUGCUGAAAAUACUUGGAAAUACACACAGGUUCCAGAUAUACAUUGGAGAGUUGGAUCCGGCGCUAACAAUGACGAAUGGAAAAGCCACAAGAAAGUUGAAUUGAACCCUUACGAAGAAGGAAGACCUGCUGUCAAUAACUACAAGACUUUAAUUAGUGCCAUCACACCUAGACCAAUUGGGUUUGUAUCUUCGGUAUCCAAAGAUGGUAAACGCAACCUUGCACCUUUUUCAUACUUCAAUAUGGCUAAUCAUGAUCCACCGAUCUUUACUUUGGGGUUUUCUGCUAGUGGAGACCAAAAGAAGGAUACCUGCAAUAAUAUUUUAGAGACUGGUGAAUUAACAAUCAAUAUCAUUAGCGAAUGGUUUGUUGAAGCUGCUAAUUAUUGUGCCAUCAACAGUCCUCCUGGGGUUGACGAGUGGAAGCUAUCGGGUUUAACCCCAGCGGACUCUAAAUUGGUUAAACCACCACACGUUGCUGAAUCAGCAUUUUCGAUCGAAGCUAAGCUAGUUGCUCACCAUGUUUGGAAAUCCAAAACUGAUCCAACUAAAGACACAGGUGUGUUGGUUAUUGCGGAGGGUUUGACCUUCCAUGUUAGAGAGGAUGUCAUCAAUGAAGAAAAUUCGCAAUUGGAUGUUUCCAAAUUGAAACCGGUUAGUAGAUUGGGAGGUAUCACUUAUGGUAGAACGAUUGAAGGCUACGAAAAACCAAGGCCCAAUUACGCAACUGAAAUUGAGAAACCAGAAGUGAAGGAGUUGUUGGAAUGA
This is a messenger RNA of Lodderomyces orthopsilosis Co 90-125, 819 nucleotides long. RefSeq lists its product as uncharacterized. Gene Ontology annotation, molecular function: FMN binding. Lineage: Eukaryota; Fungi; Ascomycota; Pichiomycetes; Serinales; Debaryomycetaceae. The coding region runs from base 1 to 819 and encodes 272 amino acids. The transcript has a single exon. The record is from RefSeq and is a predicted model, not a curated record.